Messenger RNA from Eurytemora carolleeae, 800 nucleotides. RefSeq lists its product as uncharacterized. The transcript is spliced from 4 exons. Bases 16 to 633 code for a protein of 205 amino acids. Lineage: Eukaryota; Metazoa; Arthropoda; Copepoda; Calanoida; Temoridae. The record is from RefSeq and is a predicted model, not a curated record.
UAGAUAAAACUAAAGAUGGACGAAGGAGUGGAUAAACUUGUAAACCAGUUGGACGGAAUGAAUGAGAAGAAGAGAAAAAUGGAACGAAAUAUUCAAAACCUUAAACAAGAGAAGAUGGAUCUUCAGAGAAUAGUUCAGGAACGGAGUCGGAUUAGAACUGAGGUCCAGGAGGAUUUAGAUCAACAGAUCCGAGCUCUCAGCGCGAGGAACGGACGGGUUGAAUCUCUUCAGGCGAUAUUUAACUCCGCCAAGGAGAAAGGAGAGGAGGUUCAGGAGCUAGCUAGAGAACAUGUUAAAUGUAUUCAGCUUCUAGAGAAUAGGAGGGUUGAUAUUCUGCAAGAAUACGAGGAAAGGACGGAUAAGUUUCUGAAGCAUGUUGAGUUCUCACCUUUAAACCAUCCUCGGCCUGACAUAAAGGGAGAUCUUGACAAGAUCGAGAUCAAGAUAUCCAACCUUAGAGCUGAGAAACAGAAGAACCAGGAAACAGCGUUUAGCGUAAACGCUCCUGAGUCUGAAACAGGUAUUGAUGAUAGAUGCCAAGAAGAGAGAAGAUCACAGAAGAACCUAGAGGAACAUAUCUCUACUCCAGCAGGACCGGACAUACAAGAAAAGCAAGCGAUGUUGCAGAAUUGAAUAAUGAAAAUGUAUAUGAAUCAUUCCCCCCAGUCACGAAUUUGAUAGUGGAGGUUAUUUUGUAAACGAGACUGAAUGAGUCACCAGCAAUUAUAAAUCUAUAUUUCAGAUCAAUCCUUUUAAUAAUUUAAAAAUCCUCUUUAAUGAAAUACACGAAAAUAAUUGAU